Messenger RNA from Haliotis rubra (blacklip abalone), 3770 nucleotides. RefSeq names its product mediator of RNA polymerase II transcription subunit 25-like. Gene Ontology annotation, biological process: positive regulation of transcription by RNA polymerase II. Gene Ontology annotation, cellular component: mediator complex; transcription regulator complex. NCBI's taxonomy places the organism in Eukaryota, Metazoa, Mollusca, Gastropoda, Lepetellida, Haliotidae. The record is from RefSeq and is a predicted model, not a curated record.
UUAUGUGGAAGGACUAACCGCGAGCAAGCUGACUUCCGCCAUAUGGAAAACGAUCAAUAAUAUUUGACUGUUAUCUGUCGAAAAGCGGAUGAAAUGUGCAGAAUAUGAUUCGGUCAUAGUGCUACAGUGCUUGUUUACUUUUUUGUUGAUUGAUAUUUUGUUUACGUUACUUUUGUUUGUGUAAAUUUUGUACAAUGGUGAUUGCGGCGGAUACCCCCAUCCCUCCGGUUUACGAUGUAGUGUUUGUUGUAGAAAAGACAGCAAAUUUAGCGGCAUAUCUGGAAACCUUGAAGACAUCAUAUAUUGUGCCUACUUUAGAAUAUUUUAAUGGAGGGCCACCAGAUCCAACAGACUACGGCAAUGACUUCAGUUGCACAUUGUUCGACCUGGUCACCUUCCAUUCCGGGGACAUCUCACCAAGUCCAGCAGCGUCAUGUGAAUACCCCACCACAAGCACACACAAGUUCCUUUCCUACCUGGAUGAAACCGAAUUUAUUGGAGGUGAAGCCCAGUCAUUCAGUCAUAUUGCCGAGGGCUUGAGUACAGCAUUACAAGUAUUUGAUGAAAUCAAGGCAACCAGGAACCACAGUAUCCCGUCUGAGCGGCAUUGUGUGCUGGUGUGUAACUCUCCUCCGUAUCACCUGCAGAGUCAGGAGAGUCAGGAUUACUCCGGUUACUACAGUGAACAGCUGGCCAGCAUGCUCGGCAAGAGGGGAAUAUAUCUUUCCAUCAUCUCACCAAGAAAAAUUCCAGCAUUACAGAGACUUUAUGAAGAGUCUUGCACUACUGAAAGCCCAUACAACCCAACUAAAGAUUACACAGUGGACCGUCACAUGGUGUUGCUGCACGGCUUCCAGCUGCAGGAGAGGUCCCACAGUCCAAGUCUUGAAGAGGAGAAACAGACCAGUGAGCUUAUAAAAUCAUCUCUAGGUUCAACAGGCACGAGUGGGGGCAGAGUUAAUUCCCCUGCACCAGCCACUACCACUGAUGGCCAGUUCAAGGUUCCACAAGCAACAACAGGCUUGCAGAAUAUAACUCAACAGCCUUCGCCACAGCAGCCAGCAUUGUCUCCCUUGAAUCCUCAAAACUUAAACCAGGCUGUCACACCUCAGGCAUCCCCACAACAACAGCAACAACAGCAGCAGCAACAACAACAGCAACAACAACAACAGCAGCAGCAGCAGCAACAACAGCAACAGCAACAACAGUCCAUACAAACCCCAGGGUCGGGUGGGCUUGCUAAUUCGCAGACUCCACAGACCACACAGAUGGGCAUGGGUCCCCCAAUGGGUCAGAUCCGACAGGUCAACCAGCCCAACCAGCAGCCCAAGAUGUCCAUGUCUCCUGCCGGUCAGCAGCCUCAAAACACAAUGGUUACCAUGGCAAACACUAUGAUCAUGAACCAGCAGUCCAGUCAGCAGGUGCGCCCUGUGUUCCUGUCACAGCAGGGGCAGAUAAUCAAUGUGCCCGGUACCCAGGCAAUACAGACUGUGAAGCAAGAGACAAAUCCCAUGUUCAUCAACCGACAGAGUCAAGCUCAGCAGCAGCAACAACAACAACCACCACAGCAGCAGCAACAGCAGCAGCAGCAACAGACAGCGGACAGAAUGAUGUCCAAUCAGAGACCUGGUGUUACCAUGGUGAGUACCCAGAAUCCCAUGACAGCUCAAGGACUGAUGACAUCACAGCCACAGGUCAUGAUGACCCAGUCGGGUAUGGUGACCUCCCAGCCAGGGAUGAUCACCUCCCAGCAGAACAUCAUGACUUCACAACAGAACAUGCAGAAUCAACAGCCCAUCAAGAUCCGCGUCAAUCUACCCAAUCAGAACACCAUGACAACCAUGUCCAACCAGCCAGUCUCCAUGCCAACAGAUGUCUCCCAGGCUCUCGUGUCACAGCCAGCGAUGUCCAUGCCAACACAGCAGGGGAUGAGCCAGUCCUUCAUGCAGGCCGGUGGGCAGCAGGGGGGACAGCAGAUCGUCAUGCAGGGGGCGGGGUCAGCUCCAGCCAUGGGGGGUCAGGUGUUCCCUGGGGCUGCCGAUGGUGGGGUGGCUGACCCCACGAAGGCUGCAGUACAGAACAACAAAAAGAUCAUCUGGAAAGGUUCCCUGGAGUACCAGGAGAAGCCCAAACCCCAGGGUCCUCCCAAUGCUGUGCAGCAGAAGAACACCAAGACCCUCAACUGCUGCGUCUCCAUCCUCAACACGGAACCUGACCUCAACGCGAGAAACUGGCCUGAGAAGCUGGUGAUGCAGCUCCUGCCCCAGCCCAUGCUACACGAGCUGCAGAGUCUGUUCCGCAACUCCAGACAAGUGUCUUUCCACUUCUCUCCCAACGACCUGGACGCCCUCCGUAACCUAUACCGCAUCAUGGGAACAGGAUUUGCUGGCUGUGUCCACUUCUCCCAGACUGCCCAGUGUGAUAUUCGAGUGCUACUCCUGCUGUACAGCAGCAAGAAGAAGGCCUUUGUUGGACUCAUCCCCAACGACCAAGUCGCCUUUGUCCAGGGCAUCAGGAAUGUCCUCAAUAAAGUCCGAAACAAGCAGCAGACACAGCAGGUGAAUCAACCGAUGACCACAAACCUACCUCUGCAGCCUCCCCCACAGAUGCAGGCGACACAAGGACUUCCGAACAACCAACAGCAGAUGAGGAUGGGGAUGCAGACAGUGGCAGGCAACAUGCCCAUCACGUCCGCCUCCACUCAGGUGGCCCCAUCGUUGCCUCUCCAACAGGAUAUGGGAAACACCUGCAUCAUGAUGCAGCCGAACCAGGAUACUGGUGCCGGUGAUACCAUGAUGAACCGAACCAUGCCGAACCAGAUUUCCAUAUCAGAGAUGAUGUCAGGCCAGCAGGACAGGGCCAGUCUACAGCGGAAGAUCCAGCUACUCCAGAGUGACCUCCAGGCGGCAAAGGAGAAGGAACUCCAGUACCAGCAGGUGGAGCAGGCGAAGAAAGCCAUAGUGGCCCAGCAGCAACUCCAGCAGAGGAUGGAGGAGGUAUAUUACCCGGGACCUCCACCGCCUCAUAUGUACACUGCUCGUCAGCAGUUGCAGCUUCAGCAGCAACAACAGCGAUUGCAGAUGCAGCAACAGGCAGCGUCACAGCAACAGCAACAGCAGCAGCAGCAACAACAACAACAACAGCAACAACAACAACAACAGCAGCAGCAGCUUCAUCAUCUGCUGCUGAACCAGCAGAAUCCACAAGGUCAGCAGCCUCAACAGCAGCAGCAACAACAGCAACAGCAGAUGCGACAACAAUUACUGCUCCAACAGCAGCAGCAGAACAUGCGGGGUGCCACACCGCAAACACAACAAGCGGUGAUGGGGGCUCAGCAGCCAAUGCAGUCACAGCUUGCCUUGCCACAACCAGGCCAGAACUAUAAACAGAGCUGUCUGGAUGAGUUCAAUCUGCCAGAUAUCCUGUAAACAGAACUGUCUGGAUGAAUGGAAUUUGCUGGAUAUCCUCUAAACAAGUCAAAGGACAGACAGAACUAUCUGGAUGAGUUCAAGUUGCUGGAUAUUGUGUAAGCAAGUUGAAGGACAGACAGAACUAUCUUGUUUAGUUCAAGUUGCUGGAUGUCUUCUAAACAAGCCAAAGGACAGGAGAGAAAUUCCUGGAUGAGUUCAUUCUACCAGAUAUCCUGUAAACAAGUUGUGCUAAGUCAGUUCAGAAUUAUGUCAGUGUUUCAGUCCGCUGAUAUCUCUGAACAAAUGUGCUAUCUUUCUCUUUGACAUAUUGGCAGGGUGAAUUCAAUCUGAUCUUCUCUA